AUGGGGGAGAAAAGAAGACUUUCAGAAGAGGAAACUGGAACCUCCAACAAGAGACUCGAACAGGACGUUGAAGCUCUCUCAGACUCAGGGGAGUUUGAAGUUUCUUCUUCCUAUGAAUCUUCGGAUGAACAGAUAUUUGAUACUUCGAUGGUCUCGGGCGCAGGAGGUGCAGGGGGAAGACAGUUGACUCCAACUGGAAACAACCAAUGGCAAGAGACCAUCACUAAGGUUGUGAAGUCCGUGGUGUCGAUUCAGUUCACUCAUGUCACAACUUUCGAUACAGAAUCAGCACUAGUAAGUGAAGCCACAGGGUUUGUGGUUGACGCAGAAAGAGGAUUAAUCUUAACAAAUAGACAUGUUGUCGGACCGGGCCCAUUCUGUGGGUACGCAGUUUUUGAUAACCACGAAGAGGCCGUGUUGAAGCCGAUAUAUAGAGACCCAAUCCAUGAUUUCGGAUUCUUGCAGUUUGAUCCUAAAGAUAUCAAGUACAUGGAAGUCUCACAGCUAGAAUUAAGGCCGAAUUAUGCCCAAGUUGGUACUGAAAUCAGAGUCGUGGGUAACGAUAAUGGUGAAAAGUUGUCCAUCUUGGCUGGUUUCAUUUCAAGAUUGGACAGAAACGCUCCAGACUAUGGUAUGCACACUUACAAUGAUUUCAAUACAGAAUAUAUCCAGGCAGCUGCUAGUGCUUCAGGGGGCUCUUCUGGUUCUCCUGUGGUUAACAUGGAUGGGUAUGCAAUUGCUCUCGAAGCUGGUGGCUCCUCUGAGGCAUCUACUGAUUUUUUCUUACCAAUCUAUAGACCAUUAAGAGCAUUACAAUGCAUUCAAGAGGGUAAGCCGAUCACCAGAGGUGACAUACAAGUGGAAUGGCAAAUGAAACCAUUUGACGAGUGUAGGAGAUUGGGGUUGAGCUCAGAUGCUGAAGCAAACGCAAGAAAGGCAUUUCCUACAAAGAUUGGUUUGCUUGUAGCAGAAAUUGUCCUCCUGGAAGGACCAGCUGCUCCUCUGGAGGACAAUUACCUUAUUAAGGAAGGUGACAUCUUAAUUUCAAUUAAUGAUGAACCGAUUGCUACGCAUGUGAGAGUAGAUGAAAUCUUAGAUGAAAACGUUGGUAAGGAAUUGAAGUUUACAUUACAAAGGGGUAGUGGCGAAUAUUUCCAUCAAUUGAUCACUAUUGGAGAUUUACACAAAAUUACACCUUCAAGAUAUGUUGAAGUUGGUGGUGCUUGCUUCAACGAUUUAUCAUAUCAAAUUGCCAGAAAUAAUUGCAUUCCAGUUCGCGGAGUUUAUAUCAAUGACCCAUCUGGAUCCUUUGAGCUUAAUGUCAGCGACAGCGGGAUGUAUAUGCUAUUAUCUAUAGAUGACAUUCCUACUCCAGAUUUGGAUACCUUCAUCCAAGUUAUGAAGACCAUUCCAGAUCGUAAGAGAGUUUCCAUAUGUUUUAGAGAUGUAGCUGGUGUAUAUGGUGAAACUAUCCAAGUUAUUUAUCUCGAUAGACAUUGGAACACUACUUUCAGGUUGUCCCAAAGAAACGAUAGUACCGGAUUGUGGGACUUCACUGACCUCUUGGGCAAAGACGAAGAAUUGCCAAAAUUACCAGCACCAGAACCUCAAAACGCCAGAUUUAUAGAUAUCCCAUUUGAAGAAGGUGAUGGCGAAAGUACUCCUGUCAGUCUUGCUAAAAAGGGUAAUUGCUCGAAGUUGUCAAGAUCAUUUGCUCAAAUUAGAGUUAUUGCUCCUAUUCCAUUAGACUCAUAUUCUCAUAUGAAGGAAAGAGGGUAUGGUAUUGUAAUUGACGCUGAACACGGAUAUGUAUUAGUGUCACGUAAAUUCGUCCCUCAUGAUAUGUGUGAUAUAAUAAUAACCUUUGCAGAAUCUAUAGAAGUGGCUGCAGAGGUUGUUUUCUUGCACCCUCACCAAAAUUAUGCCAUUAUAAAGUAUGAUCCACUGUUGGUAUUGGCUGACGUUAGAACCCCUGAAUUCAGCGACAAACCAUUGAAAAGAGGUGAGAGAGCAUUAUUUGUUGGAUAUAAUUAUCAUUUCAGACUUGUCACUGACGACGUUAAGAUUAGUGCUAUUGCAUCCUACAAUAUUCCUGGGGGAUUAUAUCCUGCCCGUUACAGAGGGACCAACUUAGAGUGUGUAGUUUUGGAUACAAAGAUAUGUCAAGAUUGUGACACUGCUAUUAUCACGGACUACGAUGGAAAGAUCAGGUCCUUCUGGUUAACUUAUAUGGGAGAGGAAGGCGCCUGCGAAAAUGGUGGUGAUAGAUUAUACCACAUGGGACUUGAUGUAACAGAUGUAUUACCAAUCAUAAGAGGUUUGCAACAGAAUAACAAAUUACCUAUGAGAAAGAGUUUGAGAAUUUUGGAUGCUGAAUUCUCGGCUAUUACAGUAAGCCAGGGUAGAACUAGAGGAGUUCCAAUGGAUUGGAUUUCCAAAUUUGAAGGAGAAUGUCAAGAUGAAAUUAAAUUUUUCAAUGUCAGUAAGCUUAUAGCACCCCCACAACCACUUUCUUCCAAAUUGUCAAAGGUGAACCAGUUUAAAAUAGGUGAUAUCGUUUUAUCAGUCAAUGACAAGCUAGUUACAUCAAUGAGAGAUCUUUACGUUAUGUAUGAUCAAGAAUUUUUGAAUUUCAAGGUCAUAAGAGAGAAAAAGGAGCAUGAUCUUGUCGUAUCAACCAUUGAUACCGACCAUUUGAACACUUCACAAGUUGUUGGAUGGUGUGGUAUGAUCUUACAAGAACCACAUUAUGCAGUUCACCAAACAUUAACAAAGUUGCCUUCCAAAGUGUAUAUAACCACAAGACUGCCUGGUGGUCCAGCAGCUGCAUAUCAAAUAUCAAGUUACAGAUUUAUUACUCAUGUCAAUGAUCAAGAAACAAAGGAUUUGGAGACUUUCUUGAAUGUCGUAAAGUCAAUUCCUGACAGCACUUACGUUAAGCUCAGAUUAGUUUACGACAAUAUUCCUGAAGCAUUAUCAUUGAAAACAAAUUAUCAUUAUUUCCCAACCGGUGAAUUCAAGAAAGACCAUACUGGUAAAUGGGUUGAGGUUGACCAUGAAAAGAUUACUGAAGAUCAACACUGA
This is a messenger RNA of Dujonia railenensis, 3084 nucleotides long. NCBI's taxonomy places the organism in Eukaryota, Fungi, Ascomycota, Pichiomycetes, Serinales, Debaryomycetaceae. The record is from the annotation of a GenBank genome assembly.